Molecule: messenger RNA, 697 nt
Organism: Fusarium oxysporum Fo47
Lineage: Eukaryota; Fungi; Ascomycota; Sordariomycetes; Hypocreales; Nectriaceae
Exons: 1
Coding region: 274-654 (126 amino acids)
Source: RefSeq, a predicted model, not a curated record
UGGUUAGAUGUCUCCCAAGAACUUAGCUGUUGUGUUUGCGCCUACCAUCAUGCGUGACACGAGCCUUGAGCGCGAGAUGACGGACAUGCACGCGAAGAACCUUGCGAUACAGUUUGUCAUUGAGAACAGUAACACGAUCUUCGAGGAUGCUUAGGGAGCUCGAGAUCUCUAUACGGAAAGGGCUUAUGAAGACUGUAUCGACUUUUUAACGAGACCUCCAAGUCGUGGAUUCUUGGGCUUCGCUCCCAACGAAUGAACACGAUCUAGGUUGUCAUGAAAGGAUUACUUGGGCACUGUUGGAUUCUCAAGCUCCCAGGCUGGGUUCGCUUGCAUGUGUCAUCCAACCCGCAGGGCGUUUUUUGUGCCAGGACAUUUAAUGAUAUCCAAUUCUUUUUCUCUCACGCUUGCUUGUUUGUUUGCCUGCUUGCUUGGCUGUGGCUACUUCGGCAAAUUUCUUGUGCAUAUGGUGAUGGUGGUUUUGAGGAUGGUUUAUGGCAGGCAGGGAGGAGUAUUGGUUAUCUUUGUACGUUGAUGAAAAGGGGUCAGAGGUUCUUUUCGGUAGGACGGCUCUUUAUACUCUUCACGCUCUCUGACGAGAGUGAUGGUUGUAUCUCUUUCAUGCCCUUGUUGAUGCCAGUUUCGUCGGGUUUGUAACAUAUAUCAACACCAUAUGAUCCAAGAUUAUUGAUCGUAUAUA